Molecule: messenger RNA, 5634 nt
Organism: Cyclopterus lumpus (lumpfish)
Lineage: Eukaryota; Metazoa; Chordata; Actinopteri; Perciformes; Cyclopteridae
Gene: col1a1b
Product: collagen, type I, alpha 1b
Exons: 51
Coding region: 135-4490 (1451 amino acids)
Molecular function (GO): extracellular matrix structural constituent; protein binding
Source: RefSeq, a predicted model, not a curated record
AGUAGAGAGUUUCUGCUAGGGUCUGGAUUUGGAGUUACACACACCGGACCCUAUCCUGUAUGAGUGGAGUCUGAGGAGAAAAAAAAGGAAUUCCCCCUUCUGUCUCAAAGAAUCUACAUGUCUAAUAUUUAGACAUGUUCAGCUUUGUGGAUAUUCGGUUAGCGCUGUUGCUGAGCGCAACAGUGCUUUUGGCAAGAGGUCAAGGAGAGGAUGAUAGCACAUUCGGCAGCUGCACAUUAGACGGACAGUUGUACAACGACAAGGAUGUAUGGAAACCAGAGCCCUGCCAGAUCUGCGUCUGCGACAGCGGGACCGUCAUGUGCGACGAGGUGAUCUGCGAGGACACGUCCGACUGCGCCGAUCCCAUCAUCCCAGACGGAGAGUGCUGCCCCAUCUGCCCCGACCUCGAUGGACCCCAGGUUCCAGAAGAGUUUGAGCGAACAACAGGAGCCGUUGGCCCCAAGGGAGACAAGGGUCCUGCUGGUCCUUCCGGCAACGAUGGACUGGAUGGACAGCCUGGUUUCCCCGGCCUUCCCGGCCCCCCUGGCCCCCCUGGCCUUGGCGGAAACUUCUCUCCUCAGAUGAGCUACGUCGACCACUCCAAAUCCAGCGGCGGCCCAGCUCAGCCUGGCCCAAUGGGUCCCAUGGGUUCUCGUGGUGCUCCUGGAUCCCCUGGCUCCUCUGGUCCUCAGGGUUUCAACGGACCCCCCGGUGAGCCCGGUGAGCCCGGAGCCUCUGGUGCUAUGGGAUCUCGUGGUCCCUCUGGUCCCGUUGGAAAGAACGGAGAUGAUGGUGAGCCCGGCAAACCUGGUCGCCCCGGUGAGCGUGGAGCCGCUGGCCCUCAGGGAGCUCGUGGAUUCCCAGGAACCGCCGGACUCCCCGGCAUCAAGGGACACAGAGGAUUCAGCGGUCUGGAUGGAUCUAAGGGAGACGCUGGACCCGCUGGACCCAAGGGAGAGUCUGGUUCAUCUGGUGAGAACGGUAUCGCCGGCGCCAUGGGUUCUCGUGGUCUUCCCGGUGAGAGAGGUCGCCCAGGACCUCCCGGCGCUUCAGGUGCUCGUGGUAACGAUGGCAACAGUGGCGCCGCUGGACCCCCUGGACCUACCGGACCUUCCGGGUCCCCUGGAUUCCCCGGUGGUGCUGGUGCUAAAGGAGAGACUGGUGUUGCAGGAGGCCGUGGAAACGAGGGACCCCAGGGAGCCCGUGGAGAGGCUGGUAACCCAGGACCCUCUGGAGCCGCUGGUGCUGUUGGUGCUCCCGGAUCCGAUGGCUCCGCCGGUGCUAAGGGUUCUCCUGGUCUUACUGGUAUUUCUGGCGCUCCUGGUUUCCCCGGAUCUCGUGGUCCCGCUGGAGCUCAGGGAGCUGUUGGUGCUCCUGGUCCCAAGGGUAACAAUGGUGAUCAUGGACUUCCUGGUUCUAAGGGAGAGCCUGGUAUCAAGGGAGAGACUGGUCCCGCUGGAGUUCAGGGACUUCCCGGCAACUCUGGCGAGGAGGGCAAGAGAGGAGGCCGUGGAGAGCCCGGCGGUGCUGGAGCCCGUGGACCCACUGGAGAGCGCGGCGGCCCUGGUGCUCGCGGUUUCCCUGGUGCUGAUGGAAGUGCUGGUGGCAAGGGAGGCCCCGGCGAGCGUGGUGCCAAUGGAGCAGCAGGAGCUCAGGGAGCGACCGGUGAGGCCGGAAGCUCCGGUGCUCCUGGCGCACCUGGAUCCAAGGGUAUGACUGGUAGCCCCGGUAGCCCCGGAUCCGAUGGAAAACCAGGACCCGCUGGUGCCACUGGACAAGAUGGACGCGCCGGAGCCGCUGGCUCUACUGGAUCCAGAGGACAGCCCGGAGUUAUGGGAUUCCCCGGCCCCAAAGGAGUCACUGGUGAGUCUGGUAAGCCCGGCGAGAGAGGUCCCAGUGGUGCUACCGGCGCUGUUGGCUCUGCUGGCAAAGACGGUGAUGUCGGUGCUCCCGGAUCUUCCGGUGUUGCUGGACCCAGCGGAGAGAAGGGAGAGCCCGGAUCCACCGGACCUUCCGGAUUCCAGGGCCUUCCCGGACCCCAAGGUGCUACUGGUGAGACUGGCAAGCCUGGUGAUCAGGGCUCUCCUGGUGAGUCUGGACCUUCUGGCCCAUCUGGAGCAAGAGGAGACAGAGGUUUCCCCGGUGAGCGCGGUGGAAACGGAGUUGCCGGCCCAACUGGAAGCCGCGGGUCUCCCGGCCCUGCUGGUAACGAUGGAGCCAAGGGAGAGCCUGGUGCUGGUGGUGCCCCCGGUGGUCAAGGAUCCCCCGGUAUGCAGGGAAUGCCUGGUGAGCGUGGAUCUGGUGGUCUGCCCGGUGUCAAGGGAGAGAGAGGUGAUGUUGGAGCCAAGGGAGGUGAGGGCGGCCUCGGCAAAGAUGGCGCACGUGGUCUGACUGGCGCUAUCGGAGUCCCCGGCCCCCAUGGUGCUCAGGGUGAGAAGGGUGAGGGUGGUUCCGUUGGAGUUGCUGGACCCACUGGUCCUCGUGGUUCCUCUGGCGAGCGUGGAGAGACCGGACCCUCUGGACCUGCUGGAUUCGCUGGAUCUCCUGGUGCUGAUGGUCAGCCUGGUGCCAAGGGAGAGUCUGGUGACUCUGGACCCAAGGGAGACGCUGGUGCUCCUGGACCCUCCGGACCCGUUGGAGGCUCUGGCCCUCAGGGACCUGCUGGCCCCUCCGGACCUAAAGGUACCCGUGGUGGUGCUGGACCCCCUGGUGCUACUGGUUUCCCUGGACCUGCCGGCAGAGUUGGACCCCCCGGCCCAUCUGGAACUGGCGGAGCCCCUGGCGCCAUUGGACCCGUCGGCAAAGACGGAGCAAGAGGAGGCCGUGGUGAGUCUGGUAUCGCCGGUCGCCCCGGUGAGGUUGGCGCCGCCGGACCCCCAGGAGUCUCUGGAGAGAAGGGAUCCGCUGGCCCUGACGGAGCACCUGGUACCUCUGGUUCCUCCGGACCCCAAGGUAUUUCUGGACAGCGUGGUAUUGUCGGUCUCCCUGGACAGCGUGGAGAGCGUGGUUUCCCCGGUCUGCCUGGACCAUCUGGUGAGCCUGGAAAGCAGGGAGCCUCUGGACCUCUCGGAAGCCGUGGACCCCCCGGACCUGCUGGACCCCCUGGACUGACCGGUGCUUCCGGAGAGUCUGGUCGUGAGGGAUCUACCGGUAACGAUGGCUCCCCCGGUCGCGAUGGAGCCACUGGCCCCAAGGGAAACCGUGGUGAGAAUGGUAUGUCUGGACCCCCUGGACCUCCUGGUGCUCCUGGAGCCCCCGGAACUGCCGGACCCUCUGGCAAGACUGGUGACCGUGGAGAGUCUGGUAACGCUGGCAAUGCUGGUCCCGCUGGCCCUGCUGGCGUCCGUGGUCCCGCUGGCCCUGCUGGUGCAAAGGGAGACAGAGGAGAGGCCGGUGAGGCUGGAGAGAGAGGACACAAGGGACACAGAGGAUUCACUGGAAUGCAGGGUCUGCCCGGUACCAGUGGAGGCUCUGGAGAGAGAGGACCUUCCGGUGCAUCCGGACCUGCUGGACCUAGAGGACCUUCUGGAUCAAAUGGCUCCCCUGGUAAGGAGGGCAUGAACGGUCUGCCUGGACCCAUCGGACCCCCUGGACCUCGUGGUCGCAAUGGAGAGAUGGGACCUUCCGGUCCUCCCGGCCCCCCUGGUAACGCUGGACCCCCCGGACCCCCCGGCGGCGGAUUCGACUUCGUCAGCCAGCCCAUUCAGGAGAAGGCACCCGAUCCCUUCCGUGGCGGCCACUACCGCGCCGACGACCCCAACAUGAUGCGCGAUCGCGACAUGGAGGUCGACACCACCCUCAAGACCCUGACUCUGAGCGUCGAGAAGAUCCGCAGCCCCGACGGUACCAAGAAGAGCCCAGUCCGCAUGUGCCGUGACCUGAAGAUGGCCCACCCCGAGUUGAAGAGCGACCUGUACUGGGUUGACCCCAACGAGGGCUCCUCUCUGGAUGCCAUCAGAGUCCACUGCAACAUGGAGACCGGCGAGACUUGCGUCUACCCCAGCGAGUCCAGCAUCCCCAUGAAGAACUGGUACCUCAGCAAGAACAUCAGACAGAAGAAGAACGUGUGGUUCAGCGAGUCCAUGACCGGUGGAUUCCAGUUCCAGUACGGCAGCGAGGGCGCUGACGUCGAGGACGUCAACAUCCAGAUGACCUUCAUGCGCCUGAUGUCCAACCAGGCCUCUCAGAACAUGACAUACCACUGCAAGAACAGCAUCGCCUACAUGGACUCCGCCAGCGGCAACCUGAAGAAGGCCGUGCUCCUCCAGGGAUCCAACGACGUCGAGAUCAGAGCCGAGGGCAACAGCCGCUUCACAUACAGCGUCAGCGAGGAUGGCUGCACGUCACACACUGGCUCAUGGGGCAAGACAGUCAUCGACUACAAGACAUCAAAAACAUCCCGCCUGCCCAUCAUUGACAUUGCUCCUAUGGAUGUUGGUGCACCUGAUCAGGAAUUUGGCGUCGAAGUUGGCCCUGUUUGCUUCUUGUAAAAAAGAAAGAACGAAAUAUGGACAUGACAUUGUUGUUUUUUUUUCUAGCAGUCAUCUCUAAAAUCAUUUUUUCUAUGCAUUCAAAAACUCAUUCGGCUGCCAUUGGUCCACAUGCUUAAAACCACUCUACGGAAGACGAUGUUUGUGUUUUUUACAAUCAAGUUUUUGGGACUGCUACUUCAACCAAAACCAACCACACAAGGACACUUUAAAAAGAAUCUUUUGUUUCCACUGGCAACAAGAAAAUAAUAUAUAUGCUUGUGUAAAAUUUCCCCCUGGAGAUUGAGAAAAAGAGAGAAAAAAAAAAAGAUCUUCACACACUCACACAAUGAAACACAGGUCACUUUUGCCAUUUUUUUUUCUACCACUGCGGAAGGACAUUGAAAACAACAAGUGAUGUGUACCAUUUUUUCUGGUGUUAAAUAAAUUGUAAAAAGUGUGAAAAGUGUCUUCUUGUUCUAAAUUCUUGAGAAAAAGAAAGAAAAAAAAAACAAAGAGGCUCGCCAUUCAUUGCCUCAUCGCAAAGAAGUCACUAGAACGUUUUCUUCUUUUUUUUUUCUUAAACGAAAAGGGAAUUUUUUACACAAGUCUAUUGUGGGGAAAUCAAAAACAUUCAAAGGGUGCUAUUACCAUUUCAAUGAGGUCCAGUUAUUGGUGUUUGAUGGGUGAAACUCUCGCCGUCAUACUGUAAUUAUUGCCACUGAUGCCUGCAGAACCUUUGGUGCUACUAAAUUGACUCGUUGUCUCGUUGUCUACGCGGGGCGAUUGUUUUCUUCUUAAGUGAUCACUGCAAGAUGUAACGCAUGCCAUCAUGUCUUUGUACAUAAAAAAGCAAGUGACUCUGGUUCAAUUUCAUUUCCCUGUUCAGUGUUCAUCCCCUCUGUCUGUUUGCCUCCUUGUGGAAAAAAACGUCACUAAACCCCCCCCCCCCCCCAAAAAAAGAAACAGCACACAUCUCCCACACCCUGUUGUUAUUGUUGUUUUGUUGAUGUCUUUUUUUCGCAAAAGGGUUUCUUAAAAAAGAAUUUGAAGCAGACCCACUUUCAUGGUUUAAAACAGAGAUUCUGUACUAAUUUUGUACAUGUAUGAUACAUUGAGAUGUUUUUAAUUAUUUUGGAUGCUGAAAUAAAGCAUGUGAAGUGGU